GUGCAAACUCUCUUGAGACUAAGGCAGUCCAGCCGCAACUUCAUCACACAUAUUUCUUCCACACAUCAUAUUCUGAUGCUAUUAUUCGGCUUUCGAGUUUCUCAUCACACUCUAGAUGGGUUCACUACAGCCAGCCACAACCUCUGACUGCAGGUUUGCGUAGGGCAAUUGACUUUUUGUACGUACAAUAUCUGUAAAAAAAAGAAAAGAACAGAAAAAUCGAACGUGGGAGAAGUAUAACUAGACGAAGAGUUUCCCCAGGAACAAAUGCUUUUUGACUACGAGCUACAGCUCUCGACACCAGAUCCCGAAUCCUUCAAACGCAUCUGACUUUUCUCCACCAUCGAUCUUGUCUCCUUCAAUUCAAAAUGGCUCAAACCGAGACUCUCAGUCUUUUGCAGGAUGUCGUUGCUAAGACCCAACAGCAGGCAGUUCUGGAGUCCGACAUUCAGGAACUCCACGACCACAUUCUCGCCCAGCCAGGAGGAGAGGAAAAGCUCCGGAUUCUGGCCAAAAGCGUCAGCUCGCCUGUUACGGCCUUGGCCACUAACGAUGCUGGCGCAUUCAAAUCCAAGAUGAGCGCUACAGGUUCUCUGAUUAACCUCUGGUUCUAUCAGCGCGUAACCGUCAAAGUCAAUGUCAACGGGAGGGAUAGACAGUUUACCGCAAACCUUGGCGGGCUCUCGCCGGGCUUUCCGGGCGGUGCUCUUUUUGGAGACCUCUACUACGACGAUAUCAAUGAUGUCGGUGGUGACUAUACCGUUCAAGCUGGCUCCAUCGGGCCAUGGUACUCAGUGCAAUUCUUCCGGAAUGGUUCUCUCAAGAUGUCGUUCCAGGCCGGCAACGUGGGAUUUUCGACUGGGGUCACUGGCGGCACCGGCUCUUGGGACUAGUACUUACUUCAUGUACUUAGCAGGAGCUUAAAACACUUCCGGUGUUUUUAAGCACAGGACCAACGUUAGUUUUGAUAGGAGAUAAUGGGUCUUGGAAUUUUUUGCGGCACUAGGACCAUCGUGGAUGCGUAAUCUACAUCAAUACACUG
Molecule: messenger RNA, 1042 nt
Organism: Colletotrichum scovillei
Lineage: Eukaryota; Fungi; Ascomycota; Sordariomycetes; Glomerellales; Glomerellaceae
Exons: 3
Coding region: 369-893 (174 amino acids)
Source: RefSeq, a predicted model, not a curated record